CACAAAUGAAGGUUGGCCGUUAUAUAAAGGUGGACUAUAGGUUCCCAGAAGCACUCUUUAAAUACGGCACUGUUGACGGAUGACUCGCAGACGGUCGUGGGCGGUGCGUAGUGGUUAGUUAGCUGUAGUGGACUUGAGACGGCCAUAAAUAACGAUGUACGCGUUCGACAGAAACGAUCGGAACGAGUUCACGAGAGGAGUAGGAGGAGGACGAGGAUGGAUCGGCUAAAAUGAUCGCUGUCAUAAUCGUAGGAUUGUCGACGAUGGUAAACGCCGUUAGGAAGACUAAUGAGGAACAACGUACACGUAGCAAAUGCCGUUGUCGUGAUUCAUCGGCUUACCCAGUAAUAAUCCACCCCCUGUACGUGUCCUGUCGCAUUUCAGUCGCACGGCGGCUAAUACACAUCCUGUUCCGGCCGGGCCGUGGCUCGACGAUAUUAUUCGCGAAACGCGACCGAACUCGAGAGCUAACGUCGUCGCACGCGAAAACUCGAAGGUCGAAACCUCAGAACACCUCGGAACACCGGACGCCGUCAGGGUCGCUGAAAUCUUUUCCGCGGUUCAGAGAGGUGGAAGUUGAGCAGAAAUUCCGGAAGUGGUGACAGGAAUCGGCAGGAAAAGAGCAUUAAAUAGGAAAAAGUUUUAAAAUGAAAAUGGGUGGGGGUGGGGACAUGUACGUGAGGUAUUGGUGUUACUACUAUAGUAUCCUUUAUUGCCGUGCAAUAGGUUUUAUCAUUAUUAUUAAGAUACGAGCAUUAUUGUUUUACAUUAUAAAUAAGACAUAUUAUUAUUUGCAUAUGU
Molecule: messenger RNA, 801 nt
Organism: Sipha flava (yellow sugarcane aphid)
Lineage: Eukaryota; Metazoa; Arthropoda; Insecta; Hemiptera; Aphididae
Exons: 3
Coding region: 231-602 (123 amino acids)
Source: RefSeq, a predicted model, not a curated record